This is a messenger RNA of Pogona vitticeps (central bearded dragon), 2072 nucleotides long. Its product is annotated as actin-related protein T2. The record is from RefSeq and is a predicted model, not a curated record. Lineage: Eukaryota; Metazoa; Chordata; Lepidosauria; Squamata; Agamidae.
GUAUUGAAAAAGGAGAAUAUUCAAUGAAAAUGUAUAAGGUACAGAAAGGUGACAGCCACCUCCAUUAACUCUGCCUAAUUUUGACCCUCACCCAACAAUGAAGGCUGUCAUAUGUUCUGACCGAGGAAGUCCAAGACCAAGGAAUGUCCCAGAAGUACAUUAAUCCCAACCAACACUGAGAUUAGAAGAAGCAAAUGAGUUUACAUCUCGAUACUUUUUUAGUCUCCUGGUUACAGGCUACUUCUGGUUUCCUGGAGACCACCAAACAGUUGCUAGGAACUACCUCAUCCAUUGUUAAGUAAGAGCUAUAGCCAGCAAGUUUGGGGCUAUCUUAGACCAGAGGCUGCCAUCAUUCAUGCAGAUGUACUGCUUAGAGCACGAAAACUCUGCCUGUCCAUUCUUGAUGCUUUUCAUCCUCGAAAAUCCACUCACGGCUUCUUGGAGAAGACUCAGUUUCUUAAAGCAUUUGCAGUAUGCUCGUGCAUCACUAGGAAAAAGGGAGACGUCCCUUUUUGCAACUCAUGGGGUUCUAGAAUUUUGAUAGCGAAGGAUUCUUUUCUACAAGACCGAAAAGAAAGGCGAGAAGCGGUGGGAAACCUUCAUUUCCCUGAUCUUUGGAUUGUGAGAAUGCAUUGCGCCGGAACACCAGAACUUCCUGCUGUCAUCAUCGACAAUGGGUCUGGGCUGUGCAAGGCUGGGAUCUCAGGAGAGGUUGGCCCACGGCACGUCAUGACACCCAUCCUGGGCUACCCGAGAAGCAAAGUAUCAAAAAGCAGGCAGGCAGAAUAUUAUAUCGGCAACGAAGCCCAGGAGAAGCAAGAAUGGUUGUCCUUGAGACACCCCAUCGAGGGCGGCCUGAUUACCUCAUGGGAUGAGAUGGAGAAGAUCUGGAAGCACAUUUAUGACAAAGGCUUGGGAGUCAAAGCCUUUGAAAGGCCCGUGUUGAUGACAGAGUGCCCUUUGAACCCCAAAGAGGAUCGCGCCAAGAUCACUCAGCUGAUGUUUGAGCACUUCAAGGUGCCCGCUUUUUAUCUCUCCAUCCAGGCCAUAUUAUCUCUCUACGCCUCGGCACAUUACAACGGCAUAGUAAUGGACUGCGGUUAUGGAGCGAGCCACGCGGUGCCCGUAUACCAGGGAUACUGUUUGCCCCAUGCUGUGGGCAAGUUGGAGGUUGGUGGCAGAGAUAUCACCGAAUACCUCAGAGAGCUCCUUGCGGAGAGACGUCAACACCUCCGGAACAUUCCGGAAUGGAACAGCGUGGUGGAAGACAUCAAGGUCAAGUUGUGCUAUGUCAGUUUAGAACCCCGCCAGGGGUCGGAGGGACUGACCAAAGAGUACAAGCUCCCUGAUGGGUGUCAGAUCACAAUUGGAGAUUCACUUUUCCUCGCCCCAGAGAUUCUUUUUACGCCAAGCAUCGUCGGCCGGAAUGGCUACGGACUUCACAAAAUGAUUACCAGGAGCAUUAAAAAAUGUGACCCAAGCAUCCACAAUGUCCUUUAUGGGACUGUGUUGCUUUCGGGCGGCUCCUCACUCUUUCCGGGAUUAGAUGAGAGAAUCUUUAAAUUGAUGGAAAUACAGGUCCCCCAAGGGGUCCCCAUCAAGGUCAUUUUGCCCCCAGACCGGUGGUUCUCAGCAUGGAUCGGCGGCUCCAUCAUAACAUCCCUGAGCACUUUCAAGCCAAUGUGGGUCACCGCCUCCGACUACCAAGAAUUUGGACCGAACAUUGUGCAACGGCGGUGCUUUUAAAGAGGGCUUAGGGACUUAUUAAUACGAUGAACAAGCAGCCACAGCUAUGGGUCGUUUCAAAACUUACUUCUUUUAAAGGUUUAAAUUUUUAAAAAAGAGCUUUUUACAAGUUCUAAAGAACCGCAUGGGGUUUGUCAUUCAUUUUCCUUGUCUGGCUGUUGAAACACUGGUUCUUCCUUUCCUGAUUCUGCUCGAGAAGGAGGGGGUGGGGAGAUAUUAUACAGCCUCAUCCCUUUGUUAGUGUGGUCUGGAUUUCUGCAAAAAGUCUCAUAUGCAUUUUAGCAAUGUGAAGAGUUAUUUGUGCAGCCAGAUGUGUAGGGACCAGU